ACAUGAGUUAGUUAAUAAGAUGUUAGAAAGAUAGAAGAAAGAGAGAGAGAGCGUAGGUAGCAGAGAAAGAGAAAAUGAAGAAGUCUUCGGGAAGCGCAGCUGACAAGAAGAGGGUGCGACGGUCCUCCGCCCUAGAUCCCACCUCCGACGCCCCUCCAAGGAAACAAGCUGUCAAGAAAGAUGUGUUCCGGGUGUUUGCUGAGAAGGUUAGAGACCAUAAAGAAUUGGUUUCAAGAUGGGCUGUUCUACAGGAGACGCGUGUUGAGUAUUUUAGAGGGAAGGAUUUCGUGAGCUUCUUAAAAAGCCAUCCGGAGCUCAAAGAUGUUCUAGAAUUAGAUAGGAUUUUGGAAACAGAGGAGAUUGCCAACAUUCUACUUGCAAAAAAUCUUUUAGUGCGCUGUGAUCGUGUUGUAAAAACUGUUCGUCCUGGGAAGAAAAAGCUGUCUACCUGGCCUGCACAUUUAGAAAUUUUCCCUGAACAAGUAUUUUCUGAAAAUGAUGCUUUUUUUGCAUGGACGUUUGUAAAACGCCAUCCACUCUGGCAGACACUCCUCUCAUUCUUCUGGCCUGUGUUAACGUUGGCUAUUUGCUUAUUUCCUGUGUACCCUCAUCGCUGCAAGCUAUUGAUACUUUACUCAUGCGCUGGGAUCCUUUUCCUCAUUCUCUCUCUACUUUUGAUAAGAGGUACAAUAUUUGGUGCUUUAUAUAUUGUACUUGGAAAGCGAAUCUGGUUUUUCCCCAACAUCCUUGCCGAGGAAGCAACUCUGCGGGAGUUGUUCAGAUUUUGGCCUAAGAAAGAUGAAGAGGAAAAGCCGAAGUGGACAACAAGGAUUUUCUAUGCUGGAGUAGCUGUGCUGUUCAUAUUACUGCUGAGGCAUCAUGCACCCGAUGAAGCUGCCAGAGCAAGGUACCAGAAGAGGGUAUCUAACAUCAUUGAUGAUGUUCUUGAAUGGUCUCCGACUUUAGCCUUGUCUGGGAGGAUGGAAAAGCAACAAAAUGUGGCUAAUGCCACAGGGUCCGCCGAUGCAAGCAAAAACGGACCGGAGGAUGCAGUUCCAGCUGACGGCGAUGAUGCAAAAGCUUUUGUGGAACAAUAUAAUAAUACUGAAGAAGUCAUAGAGGAUGUGGAUGAUGAUAAACAGCAUGAUUAAAGGUGUUAUCAUAUACCUAAAUGAAAUAUAUGUAGUGACUAGAUCACAAUUUUCCUUUUGAGUGUAAAAGUACCAUGUAUGAAACAAUAACAGUAAAAAUGGUUCCUUCGCCUUCAAAUCGAUGCCCUUGAAGGAUUAUGUUUUUCU
Glycine soja is the source of this 1298-nucleotide messenger RNA. RefSeq lists its product as uncharacterized. Gene Ontology annotation, cellular component: endoplasmic reticulum membrane; endoplasmic reticulum. Gene Ontology annotation, biological process: post-translational protein targeting to membrane, translocation. The record is from RefSeq and is a predicted model, not a curated record. Lineage: Eukaryota; Viridiplantae; Streptophyta; Magnoliopsida; Fabales; Fabaceae. The coding region runs from base 75 to 1151 and encodes 358 amino acids. The transcript is spliced from 5 exons.